Messenger RNA from Eruca vesicaria subsp. sativa (arugula), 756 nucleotides. NCBI's taxonomy places the organism in Eukaryota, Viridiplantae, Streptophyta, Magnoliopsida, Brassicales, Brassicaceae. The record is from the annotation of a GenBank genome assembly.
AUGGGCAAACCUACGAACUCUGCUCCAGCUACCUCGAGUUCCAAGAUCGACGAUCAUGCAACAGCUGAAUCACACCGGAUGCAACUCUCUGAUGGUCCGCCUGAGCCUACUCCUCCGUUGAACGAUUUACCGAUCUCGACAACUCUCCCUGAAGUCACUGAAGAAAUUGCUUCGUUUAAUACAGCUCAGGAGAAGUCUGGAUCCGAUGGUAGCGGUGAAAAUCAGGGCACUUCAGUGGCUGUAGCAGAUCCACCUCAGGAUGCUGCGGAGCCUGUGCAUGUUCCCACUGAUGUGAAUCUGGUCUUACCAGUCGAAGGUGAGCAAGGUACUUCGACAAAUAAACCCGAGACGCAUGCAGAUCUGAAGGGAAGUGAUGAGUCACCUCUCCAAAUUGUGGCAUUGCACAAAGACACAACCCUGGUCCAAGCAAACGAUCCAAGUGAAGCGGCAUCUGAGUCAAGUAAGCACAUUGAGGAGACCACUAAGGACCACGAUGCUAUCUCUUUGGGCUCCUCCUCUGAAGACACAUCUGAGAAAUCUACUAGGAAGAAGCGUGUCCUGCAGCGUCUAGGUUUGAGGUCAUCUAAGAAGCAGAAGAAGGAUGAGUCUGCUGUGUCACCGUCUGUACCACAGGGAGCAUCUGGCUCAUCUCGGAGUAAAUCCAAGAGGAGUGUUGGAUUGAUAAAAGCGAGCAUUUCUAAACACUGGACUUUGGCCAGAGACAUGGAGAUAAUGCCAGCGAGAAAGAGUAUAUGA